AUUAUGCUUAUAGACAAACAAUACUAGGCCUGCCUGACGUAGUCUAGCUGAACCAAAACAUGAAAAGUUUCCGUCAAGGCCAUCGGCGUCUAGGCAGUCAGUAGUCAGUGCAUGACUUGGUCACAGGGCCACCAGCCUGGUCUUUUGCAUUCGGGUCCAAUAGCAGCAUACAGCUUCGUCAAACUCUAGCAGAACAUAAACCUUGGUUGUAUGUCGGUCGAUUUAUCUUCUCAACUGUUAUUAAAAGUGCUGGUUAAAGUUGGUGAGGAACGACAACCCAGUCCAGGUAUAUUACCAAGGAACACCAUGUCAACAGCUGUGGCAAUGCUACCGGAGAAGAACGCUCCGAUCUCUGACAAGAAAGAUGUUGCGGUUGUGUACAUGAUCGAGGAUAAACAUCUGCAAGUCUCGGUUGAUCACGACCAUGGGCGAAACCGGCGAGCAGCAUACUGCGCAUGCGCAGUGGUGCUGACGUCACUUAUCCUUGUCGCCGGUACCCUGGGAAUCGUUACUAUUGUCCUGUCGCACAGUAGCCGGGUCACCAGCGACGUGGAGCCUUUGCGUGAGCCCCUUCACCCCGACGGGAAUUCGUUUACCGAGAUUCCCGAAGCGUCACCGCGCCUCAUGAUCGACGACGGGGGGCUCUGGCCCCCGGGGCCCAUGACCCCUGACCUCGUAUCCCUGAACAGCGAUGAAGUAGGACGCCCUCCAGAGCUCGAUGAGCAAGCAUCCGGGAAUUCUUCUGGAGACAAUGAGGUUGCUGAUCAACACGAGGGGCACAAGGAGAAUCUCUCUGGCUCACACAUGCAAUCCUCCUCCUACUCCUCAGAAUCAGACCCAGGUUUUGGAUACUUUUCAGAUAUGUACUACGACAGUGGCUAAUUUUUCAUUAAGACUGAACUCAACCAAAUAUCAACAGAGAUGCUUCUUUAGUAGGCCUCAGCACGUGGCCUUUUUCUUUCAAUGGGACAAUACUUUUACACUUUUAAGUCAGCCGAGGACGGAUGGAAAGAAAGGGUUUUUUUUAAUUUCGUUUCUUUUUUGUGUCGAGAGUGUGAGGACUCCCCGCUUUAAAUGCUCCAUACCCAACUGCAAAAUAUAUGAACUGACGAUUAUAACAAUCAGUAUGUAAUUUGUCCUAUAUAGUUAUAAGCCAUUUGGGAGUGCUAUACCAUUUGGGAUUUAAAUUUGAAAAA
Patiria miniata (bat star) is the source of this 1196-nucleotide messenger RNA. RefSeq lists its product as uncharacterized. NCBI's taxonomy places the organism in Eukaryota, Metazoa, Echinodermata, Asteroidea, Valvatida, Asterinidae. The transcript has 2 exons. The record is from RefSeq and is a predicted model, not a curated record. Bases 211 to 882 code for a protein of 223 amino acids.